This is a messenger RNA of Hydractinia symbiolongicarpus, 1999 nucleotides long. RefSeq lists its product as uncharacterized. Lineage: Eukaryota; Metazoa; Cnidaria; Hydrozoa; Anthoathecata; Hydractiniidae. The coding region runs from base 203 to 886 and encodes 227 amino acids. Gene Ontology annotation, cellular component: membrane. The transcript has 4 exons. The record is from RefSeq and is a predicted model, not a curated record.
UAUUUCCGUUGCAUAAUGUUGUUGAAUUUACUUCAGAUAUUUAUGUUUUGAGAAAAGGCGAUGAGAUAAAAAAACUUGGGUUUAUUUUCUUGCUUUUUAGUCAAGUAAUUUUGAAGUUUAUCGAGAAAUAAACUUUUGCGCGGGAAACUUAUCGUCAAUUAGUUCACUUCUAUGUUCUGUUGAUUGACAGCUAUCAAUCAAAAUGGAAGACGGAUUUGUCAAUUAUUCUAACGAUCAAACUCCUUCAAAUAACUUUACAACAAAUGGUUACGAGCAACCUACAUCAGGCAGAAAUUCUUACGUUAACUCAAGAUCAGUAAUAACUCCAACUUCGUACUUACACCUCCAAACAAAUACUGCACAGACACCACAAGAAAUUCAUAAGGAUUUGGUACUAAGUUACACAAAAGCCUUAAAUUAUUCUCUCACACCACGAGGUAGCGAUGCAGAGCUCAACUACAUCAAUCCACACAAUGUUGAGUUGCUGAGGUACAACAGACUUAGUCAAAGUUAUAAACAUAUCAAUAAUGUCGAUCAAAUACCAUCAAAUGGAGGGUAUUAUUACAACUCUAACGUGGGUGAGAAUGGCCAAACCACUUUAAUUUCGUCACCAGACUCCAACAAUAAGAAGCAUGUACCAUCAACCUACUGGAUGUUGGCGUGUGUGUCUUUUCUUUGUUGUUUUCCUGUUGGUUCUAUUGCAUUGUACAAAUCAUAUCAGACUGGAAAAGCCAUACAAAAUAAAGACAAUGUUUAUGCUGAAAAUUCAUCUGUAGUUACAAGAUUCUUCUGUGUACUUGCUAUUUUAUUUGGAAUGCUUUUCAUAUCAGUGGGAUCUGCACUUCGCCUGCAUGCUAUGUACGAUGAAAGAGGAAACUUCUUGUAGUGUAUAGUGGUAAUAUCUUGGUUAACCACAAAAAAGCCUGCACGUUAUGUAAAAUGACAGUCACAACUAGUUUCUUUUGGUUACUUUCCAGUUGUUAUUACUGGUUUAUACUAGUUGUCAUUCGUUGCUACUUGUUGCUACUGGUUGUUACUGGUUGUUACUAGUUGUCACUGAUUGCUACUGGUUGUUACUGGUUGUUACUGGUUGUUACUGGUUGUGACUGGUUGUUACUGAUUGCUACAGAUUGCUACUAUGUGCUACUGGUUGUUAUUCGUUGUUAUUCGUUGCUACUGGUUGUUACUAGUUGUUACUGGUUGUUUUAAUCAAAUCUCAUCUCUUAUGAUUGGUAAAUAAAGACAAUCUGUCAAUGGUGUGCUUCAAAGAUUAAAAGAUGUUUACAUGUCUAGCAUUUGGCUGUUUUAUUGAAUGGGAGUGGCGGAAAAGCAACAAACAUGGAUUGGAAAUCAAUCGUGACAUCAUUUGAAACAUUUAUAUAUUUUUAUAUAUUAUUUAUAUGAAUUGUUUUACCCAAGCAAACACACUUGUAAAUAUUUAUAUAUUUCUAAAAUUGUUUCAAUAUGCUUCAAAUAAAUCAGUCUUUUGCUAUUAAUCCGCAUAUCCAAUCUAAUGAUUUUCAGAAGACAUACCAGGUAGCUGAUACUUUUGCGUUGCUGCUAUCCUCACUAUCAACAAAUUAAAACAAAAAAAAUUCAAAAUUCAAAAGAACUUUACAUUUCCUUUGUAUGUUCAAGUCAUUGUUCUUUAGAACGUUGUGAUUAACCGGUGAAGGAUUCGUUGUGACAAAGCAAAGUUAAAUGCACUAUGAAAAAAUUUUGGAUGCUUCAAAAAGUUCUUAAUUUUAUUCUCUAUAACUGGGUAUACCCGGAUAAAAUAACUUGUAAAUAGGCUUGUUUUCUAGUUCAUAACUCUUUUUGUUUGCAUUUUAUUUCUAAGGGAGCACGGAAACUUGAUUUUUUUAUUACUAUUUUACGUUUGGAAAAUAUAAUUAGAACAAGAAAGAGAAUAUGGGAUUAUAAUUCACAACAUAAAAUAGAUUGUAGCUAGAUUUUAGAGCAGGUUAAGAUUACGAGAAAAAAGAUCUAGUAGAAGUAC